This is a messenger RNA of Ixodes scapularis (black-legged tick), 3437 nucleotides long. Its product is annotated as mucin-2-like. The coding region runs from base 2 to 3280 and encodes 1092 amino acids. The record is from RefSeq and is a predicted model, not a curated record. Lineage: Eukaryota; Metazoa; Arthropoda; Arachnida; Ixodida; Ixodidae. The transcript has a single exon.
CAUGGUAAAUUACAUUUGCGAAUCCAUUAAAACAUUGGUGUAUAAAUCUGUGUUUUUUUAUUCGUCGGAAUUUAAUCAAUGCGUGAAUGUAAUUGCAAAUAUUGAAAGUCGGAAAAUGACGGAUAGAAAAAAAUCUAAAUUGGCGCAACUCAUAGAGUAUCCGAGCAUUUUGACCGAUCCAUGGGUUUACAUCUCCGGGGUCGGCCUAUCAAUUGGGGACUUUGAUGUUGCAGAAUUCUCUAGAGGACUUUUUUAUUCCACGGAGUACGAGUCUGUCGCUCGGGAGACAUCGGAAUUGAUGACAUCUUUAUUUUUUUAUGUAUUGUAUGUUAUUAUUGAAAAACGGCGGGUGUGGGAUUGUCGCCUCGUUGUCGAGUCUAAAAACGAAUCUAUCCUGGCGGCCUUUUAUAAUUUAAUAUCGGACCUCCUGCGACCAUUCAAUUGUAACGCUGCCGCCACAUGUUCAUCCGUACUAAUACGUCAUAACAUGGCGUCGCAGGAGGACCUGAAUUACGGCCGCCUGGAUAAUUAUGAUACUCUUAAAACUCCGAAAAACAUUAAGGCUUUGAAAACCUUUCUCGGUUUCUCCUGCGUGACCGAAUAUACCAAAGUAGUGACCAAAAUUUCUCAAAAGUCUAGUCGCCGCGUCUUCGUUAUGCACCUGUGCAAUUUCGAAGAAGAGGCGACCGUCGAAGCAUUUGUGAAGAAAUAUUUCGAUGCGACCACUCUGUGGCCAUUCGUCCUCGGUCUCUUCAUUUAUUUCAGUACGAGGGAGGACGAGGUGCUGACCGAGGAAUUGCUCGACCUAUGGUCGAAGCAAUAUCCGACCCUCCUGGCCACGUCGAUGAACGUGGCCAAUACCAUGAUGCCGAGCAGGUUUUUCAAAAACGCUUCUAUCAUGGACACGGUUCGGACAACGAUUGGCUUCCAGCAACCUGUUGCUGAGUCGACGCCUACCGGCGACGAACAGCGAUUGGUAUUUGCCACGUUGUCUAGCCAGGAGGUGUUUGAAGGGAUCGAGGACGACUCGAUUAGUAGCCCGGGCUCCGCGAAAAAAUCCGAAAGCGUCCAAUCUGGCAACAAAGACUCUUAUUCGGACGAUGACGAAUUGGAUAUUGCAACCGAGAUGGUAUUGAAGAACGCAGGAGUGCCAAAAUCCAAAAUUGAUUCGUCGGACAGCGAGGAAGAAGAAAUCGUGCGGUACACCUCUUCUUUCAGGAAACGGAAGAAUUGUCUAGACUCCGAUUCUGACAGCGGACCGAUUCCAAAGAAACCUGUAUACUAUUCUGAAAACGAAAUUAUUGAUAUCGACUCGGAUGACGACCAGAACAGAUCUUCAUCGACAUCAUCUCCGGAUUCUCUAAUUAGGCCCAUUGUGAAACGUCGGAGACAAAUUCUAUCCGAUUCAACGGAUGACGAAAUGGUCGAAGCCCAAAAAAGUAAAAGUCCGUUCUGGUCGGACGAGCCGUCAACGCCAAUACCAGAAAGUCCCUGGCUGUCAGAGUCGGAGUGCUCGUCUUUCACCGGACCGGUGGUAUCGUCUUCCGCGGUUAACGCGGAAUCAAUCACCCCCUCACCCAAGUCUCCGAUCCUGCCGCCGUUAACGCCACUACCAGAGAGUCCGAAGCUCUCGGAGUGUUCGUCCUUCACCGGACCAGCGGCAUCUCCUUCCACGAGCAACUCGGAAGUAUUAUCCUUUUCGCCCGAACUUCCGAUCGUGCCGAAGGCAUCGCCCAACGCCGAACCGCUCCUGCAAGAGCCCGAGUCCGAGCUGCCACAUCCAUCUUCAUCACCAUCAAGUCCGCAGCUCGAGCUCUCAUUUUCUCCAUCACAGUUCAGGACGUCGCCGUCGCAGCUCAUACUGCCGCCGUCGCCAGAGACUCUGUAUCCAAGAUCGCCGGCGCCGGUGCCAGAGACUCUACUUCCACCAGUGCCGGUACCACAGACUGUAGAUACAACAUUGCCGGUGCCAGUUCCAGAGACUCUGCUUCCAUCACUGUUGGUGCCACAGACUCUACACACAAGAUUGCCGGUGCCAGUGCCGGAGACUGUGCUUCCAUCACUGCUGGUGCCACAGACUCUACAUACAGGAUCGCCGGUGCCGGUGCCAGAGACUGUGCUUUCAUCACUGCUGGUGCCACAGACUCUACAUACAGGAUCGCCGGUGCCGGUGCCAGAGACUGUGCUUUCAUCAGUGCCGGUGCCAGAGACUGUGCUUUCAUCAGUGCCGGUGUCAGAGACUGUGCUUCCAUCAGUGCUGGUGCCAGAGACUGUGCUUCCAUCACUGUCGGCGCCAGAGACUGUCUUCCCAAGAGUGCCAGUGUCGGCGCCAGAGGCUGUGCUCCCAUCAGUGCCAAUGUUGAUGCCACACACUGUGCAUACAACAUUGCCAGUGGCGGAGGCAGAGACUCUCUUUCCAACAGUGCCAGUGGCGGAGGCAGAGACUCUCUUUCCAACAGUGCCAGUGGCGGAGGCACAGACUUUCUUUCCAACAGUGCCAGUGGCGGAGGCACAGACUCUCUUUCCGACAGUGCAGGUGCCGACAGCACAGACUCUCUUUCCGACAGUGCCACUGGCGGAGGCACAGACUCUCUUUCCAACAGUGCCAGUGCCGACACCACAGGAUGUCUUUCCGACAGUGCCAGUGGCGCAGGCACAGACUCUCUCUCCAACAGUGCCAGUGCCGACAGCACAGACUCUCUUUACGACAGUGCCAGUGGCGGAGGCAGAGACUCUCUCUCCAACAGUGCCAGUGCCGACAGCACAGACCCUCUUUCCGACAGUGCCAAUGGCGGAGGUAGAGACUCUCUUUCCAACACUGCCAGUGGCGGAGGCACAGACUUUCUCUUCAACAGUGCCACUGCCGAAAGCACAGAAUGUCUUUCCGACACUGCCAGUGGCGGAGGCAGAGACUCUCUUUCCAACAGUGCCAGUGCCGACAGCACAGACUCUCUUUCCGACAGUGCCAAUGGCGGACGUAGAGACUCUCUUUCCAACAGUGCCAGUGGCGGAGGCACAGACUUUCUCUUCAACAGUGCCACUGCCGAAAGCACAAAGUGUCUUUCCGACAGUGCCAGUGGCGCAGGUACAGACUCUCUCUCCAACAGUGCCAGUGCCGACACCACAGGAUCUUUCCGACAGUGCCAGUGGCGGAGGCACAGACCGUGCUUCCAACAUUACCACUACCAGCGACGUGGGUGCAUGGUCAAGAUGCGCUAGUGGCACCACAGUCUGUGCGAUUUUUACCCUCGUCAAUGUCGGCGCUGCGGCAGUGCGAUGAAGUGCACGUCCCAUUUACGUGGCAUCGGGAACAAGUACCGGUGGCGGCGGCGGCGGUACCCACCACUCAUUCUGUAUUAUCGAAUGACCAUCGGCAGACGAUGUCGACAGAUAUUUAUUCAUCAUCGCUUCACUCUGGAUUUUGUCCCCCAUCGCUU